CGGGACCUUUGUAAUGAGAAUAGUGGAAAUAAAAAUAACGGGUUUUGCAGUUCCGUAACUCAAGUCAAACCAGCAUCAAAAUCAAUUAUCAUGACCUCACCACCCACGUCGUCGUCUUCAACGUUAACCAGACAAGUCUCCAUAACAUCAUCGUUCUCUCAAAGCACCACCAUAAACGGCGACAAAGUAACCACCGAUCAGAUCUAUUAUUAUGGAACGGCAUAUUCAUCGGAGACAUCCCAAGUUUCACAAACUACGACACCGAACGCUACAAAUAAUUUUUCAACGAGCACUCCUUAUAAGAUCCUACUAAUUGUAGGAUUAAUAUUAGUCGUAUCGAUGAUCUUUUUUACGAUAGUCAAAUUAAUAUUAUCAAAAAAGAAACGCAAAAUGUCAGCGGGCGCUCCGGUAAUCAAUUACAAUUAUCAUUUCGACCACAGUCAAGAUAUUCCAAUCCAAUCACCAUCACCGGCUACGACUCGCAUGCAACGCCUAAAAUUAGGACAAUAUAACUAUAAUAAUGAAAUUUCCGACGCGUAUUCAUCCGAAUCCACAUUUUGGGACAAAUCGGAGAGUCACAUGAUAACCUCGUUUGACCGUAGCAAUGUGAACACGUCGAUCAAUUCCGUUAGUUCUGCUAAAUUUAAUAGAAAAAAUCUUAGCAUACCUAAAAUAUUAAUUGAUCAAAUAGAUGAAGAGGUGCUAAUUGUCAAGGAACCAGUGAAUUGGGAAGAUU
Acaulospora morrowiae is the source of this 736-nucleotide messenger RNA. Lineage: Eukaryota; Fungi; Glomeromycota; Glomeromycetes; Diversisporales; Acaulosporaceae. The record is from the annotation of a GenBank genome assembly.